GAAGGAGCCCUGAAGAGCUGGCCCCCUCUCCACGGGGAGCCCUUGGCGAUCAGCGGCCGAAGUCUGGGUUUCUGAGAAAGCCAUCGUGGGAACCCUAACUGCACUCUUCUGGACCCCCAGGAAAGAGCUGAGGCCUGCGCCCUCCUCCUUUCCACCCUGCCUGCCCCCCAGGACUAGGCAGUUGCCAGAGGCCCUGGGGGGGGGCCCAGGACUGUUGUGUCCCCCCCCACCCCACCCCACACCCUGACAGGAUGGGCCCAAGUUAGUCCACCCGGCCUCACCCAGCAUCCUUCAGGCAUAGGGAACCCCCUGGGCUCGGAAAGCUUGACCUACUGCCUGUCUGUCAUGGAGACGAAGCUGCCCCCUGCAAGCACCCCCACCAGCCCCUCCUCUCCAGGGCUGUCACCUGUACCCCCACCUGACAAGGUGGACGGCUUUUCCCGCCGUUCCCUCCGCAGGGCCCGGCCCCGGCGCUCCCACAGCUCCUCUCAGUUCCGCUAUCAGAGCAACCAGCAAGAGCUCACACCACUGCCCCUGCUCAAAGAUGUGCCGGCCUCCGAACUGCAUGAGCUGCUAAGCAGGAAGCUGGCCCAGUGCGGGGUGAUGUUUGACUUCUUGGACUGUGUAGCGGACCUCAAGGGGAAGGAAGUGAAGCGAGCAGCACUUAACGAGCUGGUGGAAUGUGUGGGGAGCACUAGGGGCGUCCUCAUCGAGCCCGUCUACCCAGACAUCAUCCGCAUGAUCUCAGUGAAUAUCUUCCGGACCCUGCCACCCAGUGAAAACCCUGAAUUUGACCCUGAAGAGGAUGAACCCAACCUUGAACCAUCAUGGCCACAUCUGCAGCUGGUAUAUGAGUUUUUCCUGCGUUUUUUGGAGAGCCCAGACUUCCAGCCCUCCGUGGCCAAGAGAUACGUGGAUCAAAAGUUUGUCCUGAUGCUCCUGGAACUAUUUGAUAGUGAAGACCCCCGGGAGCGUGAGUACCUCAAGACCAUCCUUCACCGGGUCUAUGGCAAGUUCCUGGGUCUCCGGGCCUACAUCCGCAAACAGUGCAACCAUAUCUUCCUCCGGUUCAUCUAUGAACUUGAACACUUCAAUGGUGUGGCUGAGCUGCUAGAGAUCUUAGGAAGCAUCAUCAAUGGAUUUGCACUGCCCCUAAAGACUGAGCACAAGCAGUUCCUGGUUCGUGUCCUGAUUCCCUUGCACUCUGUCAAGUCGCUGUCUGUCUUUCAUGCCCAGCUGGCAUACUGUGUGGUGCAAUUCCUGGAGAAGGAUGCCACCUUGACAGAACAUGUGAUCCGGGGGCUGCUCAAAUAUUGGCCAAAAACCUGCACCCAGAAGGAGGUGAUGUUUCUGGGGGAGAUGGAAGAGAUUCUUGAUGUCAUUGAGCCCUCGCAGUUCGUGAAGAUCCAGGAGCCACUUUUCAAGCAGGUGGCUCGCUGUGUUUCCAGCCCCCAUUUCCAGGUUGCAGAGCGGGCUCUGUAUUUCUGGAACAAUGAGUAUAUCCUGAGCCUCAUUGAGGACAACUGCCACACUGUGCUGCCUGCUGUGUUUGGGACCCUCUAUCAAGUUUCCAAGGAGCACUGGAAUCAAACCAUCGUGUCUCUGAUCUACAAUGUGCUCAAGACCUUCAUGGAGAUGAAUGGAAAACUGUUUGAUGAGCUCACAGCCUCCUACAAGCUGGAAAAGCAGCAGGAGCAGCAGAAGGCCCGAGAGCGUCAGGAGCUAUGGCAAGGCCUGGAGGAGCUGCGGCUACGCCGGCUACAGGGAACCCAGGGGGCCAGAGAGGCACCUCCCCUUCAGCGGCUUACCCCCCAAGUGGCCGCCAUGGGGGGUCAGAGCUAGAGAGCCUCCCAGAAAGGGAGAAUCUACACCCAGAGCUACCAGUCCCUCUAUUCCUUCUCCUGCCUGGGGGCCCCGUGGGCUCUGAGGACUCCCUGUCCAGUCCAGAGUGGGCAGCUUUCACUGGGGAGACGAGGAGAGGAGAUGGUGGUCUUGGCAACAGAACUCUCAGGCCUUGGUGGCAGGACUUGAUCAGGGCAAGCUUGACCAGAAAGCUGCCGUCAGGGAUUUUCUGCUGCCCCAUGACGUCGGCUCCCAGCUGCAGGCAGGCACCCACCCUGCUCCCGGCCUAGGGCAGGGGCACUCAGCCCCUCAUCUGCCCCUGCCUCGGGGUGGUGCGAGGUCCGUCCUCCUCCCCACUGUGGGGUCUGUGGUCUAUUUAUUCUUGCCCAGCUCACCCUCAACACAGACACUGUCCUGGGCCGGGGGCAUCCUCCUUCCCUCCCUUCCCUUGCCCUGUACUUCCUUAUUCUCUUUUUAUUUAU
Molecule: messenger RNA, 2324 nt
Organism: Tupaia belangeri chinensis (Chinese tree shrew)
Lineage: Eukaryota; Metazoa; Chordata; Mammalia; Scandentia; Tupaiidae
Gene: PPP2R5B
Product: protein phosphatase 2 regulatory subunit B'beta
Exons: 14
Coding region: 346-1842 (498 amino acids)
Biological process (GO): protein dephosphorylation; signal transduction
Cellular component (GO): nucleus; cytosol; protein phosphatase type 2A complex
Molecular function (GO): protein phosphatase activator activity
Source: RefSeq, a predicted model, not a curated record